Patella vulgata (common limpet) is the source of this 2566-nucleotide messenger RNA. RefSeq lists its product as uncharacterized. Lineage: Eukaryota; Metazoa; Mollusca; Gastropoda; Patellidae. The record is from RefSeq and is a predicted model, not a curated record. The transcript is spliced from 5 exons. The coding region runs from base 152 to 613 and encodes 153 amino acids.
UUCCGAGCCUCGGUGUUUACAACAACGUGGACUCCCAAAGGAUAUCGAAAAAACAAACCCUGUCCAGAAUAUUUAUCAGAAACCAAAUCGUCCACAUCAGUGUUAUAGCACAACUGAUAACAAAAGAUUAAACUUGGAAAGAAAACCUGACAUGAUACGUUUUGAUGUAAAGAGAUAUGAAGAUAAUCAACAUUCGUGGCAACAAGCGGUGUUGUUAGAUCAACUACAAAUACGCUCAUCAGUUGUACGAUCAGAUUGUUAUGAUAAAAGAUUAGCCGAUCAAAAACUUGUAUCUAAAAGAUGGAAUGUCGUGCAAUCAGUAAAACCCUUAGAACUGAUAGAAAAACUAAGAAAUAACACGUUCCUUGUUUGGAAUCGUCCAUGUCCAGGUUAUGUUGGUUUUAUACCUCGUGUGCCACCGGCAAUCAAGAUCAAGAACAGAGAGAACUUGGCGAUGAUGAGUACCAUGAAAGCUACAUACAGAACGAUACCAGGAUAUGAAUACAUAGAUCCAACCAAUUUUAGACAGGGUGCCUUUUCUAAAACUGUAACCUUAACAUACCCAUUUAACCCUUACAACAAAAUCAGUGAUACCAAGUUAAUUGAAGACUAAUUCAUCUUCAAAGAUCAUCCCGAAGUAUUACAGUUACAGCCCUAACAAAUUAUAUUAUUUUUAAGUAAAAUCUAUACCAAAGUAUACACAAAAGCCUUAAUUCUUAAAACGAUAUUUCCAUUUAUUUAUGUAUAAUUCCGGAGCUAUUUCAAUCUCCAAUUUAACAUGUUCUACUAAAAAGCUUUCGUACUUAUUAAUAUCGAGUAUUUCGUUUCGUAGUUUAGCCCGAUAUAUACAUAGAACUUAAUUAAAGUAAUUACAUGAUUAAUGAAGAUCUAUUCAGUAUUUAUAUAAUCUGGUUUGUUAGUUAGACCAAGAUGUUUGAUAUGUGUUUUUAUAUUUAUCUUUAUAUUGCCACGAUCUAAAAUACUAUGAAAAUGAUUCCAUAUUAUUUGUGAAAAUGGGCAGAUUUUUAAAUUUUGAAUAAUUUAUCAUUUGUGGAUAUAAUCCUAUGGGGAUAUUUGUAUUCAAAGCUCCUCAGUUUUGUACUAAGACAUACAGUGUUCAUUAUUUUAAAUGUAUUUUCUACGUCUAGAUCGCUUAACUCUGUAUCUAGAAUGUGUCCCCACUCUUCGAUGGCUUUUGGCCUGCUGAACUUUAUCCGUCUAUCAUAAAUAUCUUUUGAAUCUACGGUGUGAAAAUCGGUAUUAUAUAUUUUGUAAAAAUGCGUAUUUUAUAUCUUCCAAAUGAGUUAUAUUACAAUUGAAAUUUGUAUGUAUUGCACUUUCAACUUCGUUCGAUUCCGGUACAUACCUCAAGAUACAUUUUCCUAUUCCAUUUAAGAUAUAUUUAUGUUUUUCUAAAUAUUGAUUAUCGAUCUUUUUUACUUUAUCAAAAUAUUCACUAACGAACCGAAUAUUAUUGUUAAAAGGAACUUUUAAAAAUAUGAUUUUAUUAUUAGUCUUUAUAUUUGUAUUAUUCCAAAUAAUUUGAUUUUCAGCUUGAGCAAUGUUCUUUAUAUGCGUUGUGUAAAUUUUAUACCAGUUUGUAUGGAGGUUUAUAUAAAGGAGAAUGUUUAAAUUUAGCUUUUCUGGAAAGUUGUAAGCAGGUAAUAAAUUUCCACCAUAUUCAGCCAUAAUGAAUUCAUAUGGUAUGAGCCAUGUUUGGACGGGUGACUGGUAUAUUUUUCUAACCCUAAAAAUGCUAUUACAUAUUAGAAAUUCUUUUAAGUCAAUCAUUUUUAAUCCGCAAUUUUUAUUGUUCUGUAUAAGAAUAUGUCGCUGUAUUCUAUCAGGCCCGUUCCAUAUACAUUUGUAAAAUAUUGAAUUUAGUUUUUGAAUAGUAGAAUCGGACAUUGGAUUAACAGUUGCCGGGUGACGAAUUUUUUAAAUACAAAUUUUUUAAAUUAUUUGUAUUUUUCCAAUUAAAGAUAAUUUAUGUUUAUCCCAUACUUUUAAUAUUUGUUCUAUUUCAGUUAUUUUAUUUGUAAAAUUUAAUUCAUAGGUAAUAUGAGUGUCUUUUUGAAAAAUGUAUCCCGUUCCAUAUACAUUUGUAAAAUAUUGAAUUUAGUUUUUGAAUAGUAGAAUCGGACAUUGGAUUAACAGUUGCCGGGUGACGAAUUUUUUAAAUACAAAUUUUUUAAAUUAUUUGUAUUUUUCCAAUUAAAGAUAAUUUAUGUUUAUCCCAUACUUUUAAUAUUUGUUCUAUUUCAGUUAUUUUAUUUGUAAAAUUUAAUUCAUAGGUAAUAUGAGUGUCUUUUUGAAAAAUGUAUCCCGAGAAUUUGUUUGAAUUUUUUGCAUAAAACUAUACCGGUUGACUUAAUUUUUGCAUUAAAUUCGUAUCACAGCUAUUUAAAUCUAUCGCCUCUUUUUUUAUUAACUUUAAUUAUAAGUCCCGAAACUAAACCAAAAAGUCUCAAUAUCUAAAACAAAUGUCGUGCAGAGCUAACAUCUUUUAAUAAUGACUUUUAUGGAUUUAAGACCAAAUUUUAUUCCAUUUAUAUGAACUUAUGUC